AUGGGUCGCCCACAUCGAACAUCCAGCAACCUUGGGGGUGACCCUCGCGGAGAUACAAGUUCGCCGGCUUUGGCUACCAUGACUCCCAGAUCAUCUGGACAAGUACCUGCAAGCGCAAAAGACCUGAAAUCCCAUUCAAAGAGACGAAAAGCCCGAUCUGCGUUUCGAAAGUGGAAACAAAUCUCGCUGCGGCAUACAUGGCUCAAUCCGCUUAUCAUAGUCGUCGUAGUCCUGAUCGCCUACUUCAUCAACCCCGGAGAGCAAAAUCCAUUGCACAAAGCGAUUUUCCUAUCCUAUCCUCUCGGACCAGAUUACCCGGGCGGACCGAGCAUGUAUGGCAAAGGCAAAGCAGACAUUGCCUUUGUGUCAUUUUACACCAUUGUGCUGAGCUUUACAAGAGAAUUCUUAAUGCAAAGGAUGAUUCGUCCAUUGGCAAUCCAUUGUGGCAUCACGAAAAGGGCAAAGCAGGCACGGUUUAUGGAACAGGUGUACACUGCCAUUUACUUCGCCAUUUUUGGACCAUUCGGCCUGUAUGUCAUGUCGAGGGGUCCUCUUUGGUAUUUCAACACUACGGCAAUGUUUGAAGGAUUCCCGCAUCGGACUCAUGAAGCUGUCUUCAAGGCCUAUUAUUUGCUACAAGCCAGUUACUGGAGUCAGCAAGCUAUUGUCCUCCUCCUGCAACUGGAGAAGCCUCGAAAGGACUUCAAGGAGUUGGUUUUGCACCAUGUCGUUACGUUGGCCCUGAUCGGUCUAAGCUACCGCUUUCACUUUACGCACAUGGGAGUUGCGGUUUAUAUUACCCAUGACAUAAGUGAUUUCUUCCUUGCGACAUCCAAGUCUCUCAAUUAUCUCGACUCUAUUAUUGUGGGACCCUACUUCGGCUUCUUCAUCUGCGUCUGGAUCUACCUUCGUCACUGGAUCAAUCUUCGUAUUUUGUGGGCAACACUUACCGAAUUCCGAACUAUUGGGCCGUUCGAAUUGAAUUGGGAGACUCAACAAUACAAAUGCUGGAUCAGCCAGUAUAUCACGUUUGCACUUCUUGCAUGUCUUCAAGCUGUCAAUCUGUUUUGGUUAUUCCUGAUCCUCCGCAUUGCAAAGAACUACGUCUUCUCUAAUAUAAAGGCGGAUGAACGAAGUGACGAUGAAGACGAUGAAGAGGAGGUGGAGGUUGCUACAGAGGACAAGAAAGACAGUACCGCAAAACCCAAGAUGAAUGGAACAAAACCAAUGGUCAUGGUCAAUGAGGAGCCCGUGGAAGGCCGACCCAAGUCAAAUGGAGUUAAGGAACGAAAGAGGAAUGGCUAA
Molecule: messenger RNA, 1305 nt
Organism: Rhinocladiella mackenziei CBS 650.93
Lineage: Eukaryota; Fungi; Ascomycota; Eurotiomycetes; Chaetothyriales; Herpotrichiellaceae
Exons: 3
Coding region: 1-1305 (434 amino acids)
Biological process (GO): ceramide biosynthetic process
Cellular component (GO): membrane
Molecular function (GO): sphingosine N-acyltransferase activity
Source: RefSeq, a predicted model, not a curated record